AUGUCGAGAGGGGAAUCAGCGCAUGGUGAACCCUCGUCAACCAAAGCACAAUCGCCGAUACUGUCGACGUCAUCAACUCACGCGAGCGAAGAGGAAAUUAACCACAAAGUGGUAAAUACCGAACCACUUAGACAAGAAAAGUAUACUGAAGCAGAUGCAGGUGACGGAACGAAAGCCCACGAGCAAUACCUUCAUGGUGUACCAUUGUUGCUCACAAUAUUGUCAUGUAUUGUAACGUUGUUCAUUGCCGCAUUAGAUCAGACUAUUGUGUCAACGAUAUUGACGACCGUGGGUGAUCAUUUUAACUCAUUUGAGAAAGUUGGAUGGCUAACUUCUGGUUUCAUGUUACCUAUGGCCUGUUUAAUCCCGUCUUAUGGUAAAAUUUCAAUAGCUUUUGGCCGAAAAGCCACACUAAUAGGAGGGAUAAUUGUUUUCGAAAUUGGGUCGUUAAUCUCGGCCCUUGCAAAUUCAAUGAGUUUGCUAAUUGGCGGUCGAGUUAUUCAAGGGGUAGGUGGAGGUGCAAUUCAAAGUAUGGUGAUGGUUAUCCUAACGGAAAGUGUCCCAAUAUCAAGGCGGUCUUUGGUCUUUGCAUCAGUAUCAAUAGUGUGGUCGACUUCGAGUGUCCUUGGUCCUAUAAUAGGUGGUGCGUUGGAGAAGAUCACUUGGAGGUGGUGUUUCUACAUCAACUUGCCCAUAGGGGGCGUUAGUUUGCUUGUGCUCAUAUUUGGAUUCCACCCACCAAAGCCAAAGGGCAAUAUCCGUGAGAAGCUAUCAACGAUUGAUUACGUUGGUACGUUUUUCAUGACACUGGGACUUGUAUUGGUUCUUUUGGGGUUGACUUUCGGUGGAAUUGACUUUCCUUGGCGGUCAGCAGCAGUGAUAUGUUUGUUCACCAUUGGAGGAGUGUUGCUCAUAAUUUUUGCCGUUUGGAAUUUCCGCUUUUCCACCAAUCCUAUAAUAUUAGCCGAAUUCAUUAAAUCACCCACCACAAUGACUGCCACUAUCAGUGCUAUGUUCAAUUUCGGUUUCUUUAUUUCCAACUUGACAUAUUUGGCUGUCUACUUUCAAGUGGUGUUCAAUGCUAGCUCCUUGCAAUCUGGAAUAGACUUGUUGCCUUUAGUUGUUUCCGUCACCAUUGCAUCACUAGCAAAUUCAAUGUUUAUCAACUUGACCAAAAAUGUCAAGAUCACCAUGGUUGUUUCCGGAGUGUUGAGUCCCCUUGGAUCUGGACUUUUGUUGUUGUUGGACAAAAACUCGAGUGUUGGGAAAAGAAUCGGAAUUCUCUUAGUUUCUGGUAUAGCCAUUGGCUUGCAAUUUCAAAGUUCAACAUUGAGUGCCCAACUAGUUGCCCCUAAGCAUGUUCCAGGAGCUUUAAUCUUGGUGACUGUUUUGCUCAACUUUGCAAGAGAAUUGGCGUCAACAGUCUCAGUUACAAUAGCACAAUUAUUAUUUCAGACCACUGGAACAAGAUAUAUCAAGGACUUGCAACUUAAUGUAAAUAGAAACAUCGACGGUUACAACGAAUUCACUAGCAUGUCAGCAAAAUCGUUGAUUUCAAACCCAAGGUUGGUUAGAACACUACCUAAUGAAGUACGAGAAUUGGUGUUGGAUCAAUUUGUCAAGGCUUUGAAAAAUGUUUUCUACUUUGGUUUGGCUUUGGCUGCCGUGUGUUUUAUUGCGUCGUUAUUCACAACUGGGAAGAAGAUCCCCAAAACAAAAGACAUCAAGACAGCGGAUAGCGAAGACGAAAAGAGCCAAGCUGAGGAGAUGAAAGCUGUAAAUGGCGCUAAUGAUUCACCCGAUCAAGAGACAAAUAUGGACUCUCUGAGUUUGGGACAGAGGCAAUGA
This is a messenger RNA of Lodderomyces margitis, 1848 nucleotides long. It is a transcript of the gene SGE1, whose product is annotated as Sge1p. The transcript has a single exon. Lineage: Eukaryota; Fungi; Ascomycota; Pichiomycetes; Serinales; Debaryomycetaceae. Gene Ontology annotation, biological process: transmembrane transport. Gene Ontology annotation, molecular function: transmembrane transporter activity. The record is from RefSeq and is a predicted model, not a curated record. The coding region runs from base 1 to 1848 and encodes 615 amino acids. Gene Ontology annotation, cellular component: membrane.